Lachancea nothofagi CBS 11611 is the source of this 4383-nucleotide messenger RNA. Lineage: Eukaryota; Fungi; Ascomycota; Saccharomycetes; Saccharomycetales; Saccharomycetaceae. The record is from the annotation of a GenBank genome assembly.
AUGAAGGAAGUAGUAGUUGAUAUAGCGCCCAAAAGGAUCAAGGGCCUAGAAUUCAGUGCUCUCUCUGCAAGCGAUAUCGUGGGACAAUCUAAGGUAGAAAUUUCUACUAGGGAUCUCUACGAUCUAGAAAAUGGUAGAAAACCAAAAGAUGGUGGAGCUUUAGAUACUAAAAUGGGAGUGUCGUCCUCGCACGGUGAAUGUUCGACAUGUCAUGGUAACUUGGCCUCAUGUCACGGACACUUUGGACACAUCAAGUUAUCGCUUCCAGUGUUCCACGUCGGCUACUUUAAGGCGACCAUCCAGGUCUUGCAAGCGGUGUGCAAAAGCUGUGCUGCCUUGUUACUCUCAGAAGAAGACAAGAGACAGUUUUUGUCCGAGCUUCGUCGUCCCGGAAUAGAUAAUCUUAGAAGAAUGGGUAUCCUCAAAAAGGUUGUGGAUCAGUGUAAGAAACAAAGACGGUGCCUGAAAUGUGGUAACUUGAACGGUGUGGUUAAAAAAGCCGCCGCGGGAUCAGGUUCCGCUUCACUCAAGAUUCUGCACGACACUUUUAGAUGGGUUGGCAAAAAAUCAGCACCAGAAAAGGAUAAGUGGGUUGGUGACUGGAAAACAGUUUUAUCUCAUAACCCUGAGCUCGAGCGAUACGUGAAAAAAUGCACUGAUGACCUCAAUCCUCUAAAAACCCUCAACUUAUUCAAACAAGUCGCACCCGAGGAUUGCGAAUUGUUAGGUAUUGACAGUUCAGUCAAAUCGGGGAGACCCGAAACUUACAUUUGGCGAUAUUUGCCUGCUCCGCCGGUGUGUAUUCGUCCCUCGGUAAUGAUGCAAGACUCCCCAGCAUCUAAUGAAGAUGAUUUGACUGUGAAACUAACAGAAAUUGUGUGGACCUCUUCUCUAAUCAAGGCUGGGCUGGAAAAAGGUAUAUCGAUCAAUAACAUGAUGGAGCAGUGGGAUUACUUGCAGCUAGCCGUAGCAAUGUACAUCAAUUCGGACUCAGUCAAUCCCGCCAUGAUGCCAGGAGGAAACACUGGAGCGAAAACUAAGCCUAUUAGGGGUUUCUGCCAGAGACUUAAAGGUAAGCAAGGACGUUUCAGAGGUAAUCUUUCUGGUAAACGUGUGGAUUUUUCAGGCAGAACUGUUGUAUCACCAGAUCCGAAUCUAUCCAUUGAUGAGGUGGCAGUUCCAGAUCGUGUGGCCAAAGUUUUAACAUAUCCAGAGAUGGUCACUCGUUACAAUAAACAAAAACUGCAAGAGCUGGUUAUCAAUGGGCCAAAUGAGCAUCCCGGUGCCAAUUAUGUUCUCAAGAAGAAUGAAGAAGCAAGGCGCAACCUGCGUUUUGGUGAUAGAAUGAAACUUGCUAAGAAUCUGCAGUAUGGUGAUGUAGUUGAAAGACACUUAGAAGAUGGAGAUGUGGUUUUGUUCAACAGACAGCCGUCUUUACACAGACUUUCGAUUCUAUCGCAUUUUGCUAAAAUUAGACCUUGGAGGACCUUCCGGUUGAACGAAUGUGUGUGUACGCCUUAUAACGCCGAUUUUGACGGUGACGAAAUGAAUCUACACGUCCCGCAAACGGAAGAGGCAAGGGCAGAAGCUAUCAACUUGAUGGGUGUAAAGAACAAUCUGCUAACGCCUAAAUCUGGAGAACCGAUCAUUGCAGCUACCCAAGACUUUAUCACGGGUUCUUAUUUGAUUUCUCACAAGGAUUCCUUUUACUCACGGACCGAAUUUGUCCAAUUACUCUCUAUGAUGUCUGAUGGUAACUUACAAUUCGAUUUACCUCCACCAUCCAUCAUGAAACCUCAUUACAUGUGGACUGGAAAACAAGUUUUCUCCCUCCUUAUAAAACCUAACAAGGACUCCUCGGUCGUCAUCAACUUAGACGCGAAGAACAAAGUUUAUAUUCCACCAAAGAGAAAAGAGUUUCCAAACGAGAUGUCCCAAAAUGACGGAUAUGUCGUGAUUCGUGGCUCUCAAAUUCUGAGUGGUGUUAUGGACAAAUCUGUCUUGGGUGAUGGUAAGAAACAUUCGGUAUUUUACACUAUUUUAAGAGAUUUUGGGCCUAAAGAAGCGGCAUAUGCUAUGAAUAGAAUGGCCAAACUGUGUGCGCGGUUUUUGGGUAACAGAGGUUUCUCUAUAGGUAUCAACGACGUGACGCCUGGGUACGAAUUAAAGCAGAAAAAAGAAAGCAUGGUCGAAGAGGCAUAUGCGAAGUGUGAUGAUUUGAUUGACCAGUUUGACAAAGGCAGAUUAGAGACGCAACCAGGUUGUAAUGAAGAACAAACCCUGGAAGCUAAGAUUGGUGGUCUACUAUCGAAGGUCAGAGAAGAAGUAGGGGAAGUUUGCAUCAAUGAGCUGGAUAACUUGAACUCUUGUUUAAUUAUGGCCAAUUGUGGUUCCAAAGGUUCCACACUUAACGUCUCCCAGAUGGUGGCAGUUGUGGGUCAACAGAUUAUCUCUGGUAAUCGUGUCCCUGAUGGUUUCCAGGAUCGUUCUUUGCCUCACUUUUUGAAAAACUCCAAGACUCCUCAGUCUAAAGGUUUUGUUAGAAACUCGUUUUUCUCUGGGUUAUCACCUCCAGAAUUCUUAUUUCACGCUAUUUCUGGGCGUGAAGGUUUGGUCGACACAGCUGUGAAAACAGCAGAGACUGGUUACAUGUCGCGUAGAUUGAUGAAGUCCUUGGAGGAUUUGUCUUGCCAAUACGACAACACCAUUAGAACCUCUUCCAACGGUAUUGUUCAAUUUACUUAUGGUGGUGAUGGCUUAGAUCCUAUAGAUAUGGAAGGUAAUGCACAGCCAGUUAAUUUUGUUAGAUCAUGGGAACACGCUAACAAUGUCACAUUCAAUCACAGCGACAAGUGUUUGCUUCCUUUUCAAAUUAUGCAACAAACUAACAAGAUUCUCCAGCCGCUAGAAAAGAGAUUGAUAAGAUACGAUAACUUAGGUCACAAGCUGGACCCAGCGUUUCAGGAUAUGCCUGAGUUUAUUGAUCAGCAUGAUGCUGAAAGAAACUUCUACCAGUCUCUGAGAGACUACCUAUAUGAGAAGGCGUCGCAUCUCGCUGCCAUUAGAACAAACAAGAACUUGAAAGCUCAUUUGGAUGAACCGGCUGUCGAGCUGCAAUCAAUGGAUCUGGACGAGAAUGUUUCAGAUGCCACACUAUUAGCUGUCUGGCAGCUUUGCAAAAUCAGUUCGGCCUUGGUAGAAAAAUUCUUGGAAAUCGCCAUCUUCAAGUACCAUAAGGCUAAAGUCGAGCCCGGGACAGCUGUGGGCGCUGUGGGUGCACAUUCUAUUGGUGAGCCGGGUACUCAGAUGACUUUGAAGACUUUCCAUUUUGCUGGUGUUGCCUCAAUGAAUGUUACGCUAGGUGUCCCCCGUAUUAAGGAAAUUAUUAAUGCCUCUAAAGUGAUUUCAACCCCGAUUAUCAACGCGGUUCUUGUUAACAACAACGAUGAAAGAGCUGCAAGAGUUGUGAAGGGAAGAAUUGAAAAGACUUUGUUAUCAGACGUGGCAUUUUAUAUUCAAGACGUGUACAAAGACAACUUGUCUUUCCUACAAGUGAAGGUUGACCUUGGAACAAUAGAGAAACUGCAACUGGAGUUGACUGUUGAAGAUGUCGCCGUUGCCAUCACAAGAGCUUCAAAGCUCAAAAUAUCUGCUUCAGAUGUCAGCAUAGCUGGCAAAGACAAAAUUAACAUCAAUGUGUAUCCUGAAGGUGCCAAGCUCAAAUCUGUUUCUACUUCCGCUAAAGAACCUCUAGAGAAUGAGAUAUUUUAUAAGAUUCAGCACUUACGUCGUGCUCUGCCAGGCAUUGUUGUCAAAGGGUUGCCGGACAUUGCUAGAGCCGUCAUUAACGUCAAGGAUGAUGGUAGAAGAGAAUUACUCGUGGAAGGCUACGGAUUGCGCGAUGUAAUGACCACGGAUGGUGUUAUAGGGUCGAAAACAAAGACGAAUCAUAUUUUAGAAGUUGUUAGCGUAUUGGGUAUCGAGGCGGCAAGGACUAGUAUCGUUGGAGAAAUCGACUAUACCAUGAGUAAUCACGGUAUGAGUGUUGAUCCUCGUCACGUCCAGCUUCUAGGAGAUGUCAUGACAUACAAGGGUGAAGUACUGGGUAUUACGCGUUUUGGUCUGAGCAAGAUGAGAGACUCUGUUUUGCAGCUGGCAUCAUUUGAAAAGACGACCGAUCACUUGUUUGAUGCCGCAUUUUACAUGAAGAAAGACGCCGUCGAGGGUGUCUCUGAGUGCAUUAUCUUAGGUCAAACAAUGUCCAUCGGUACAGGUGCUUUUAAAGUGGUCAAGGGGACGUCGAUAUCCCCGGAGGAUCUGAAACCAAAGCCAGCUCUAUUUGAAAGUUUGUGUGCCAAUUUCACAGCCUUAAAAGUAAAUUAG